UAAACUAUUUUUUUUCAACCGGGUGCGUGCAUCCAAAGAAUUACACCAAAGGAAUUACAAUCCAAUACUCGCAAGGAACAGCCUUUGUGAGUAAAAUUGCAAACAGCACCAUCAAAAAUACAAUGAGAGGCAUACGACAAGGAGUAGGUUUUGCUACGCUGUUUCUGGCACUUCCCAUGACUUUUCAAAUUGUACCAUCAAUGGGUGCAGCCCCAAUAGAUUGCCAGAAGAACCACACUCGUGAUAGAACAUGGUUGCCAUGCCCAGCUAAGAAUUGCGCGGAGCUGUACAAAUCCGGCCAUAGGAUCAGCGGUGUUUACGCAAUCGACCCAGAUGGUUCAGGUGCCUUUAAUGUAUAUUGUGACCAAACAACAGCUGGUGGGGGGUGGGUAGUGUUUCAGAAAAGAGUGGAUGGCUCUGUUGAUUUUAACCGUACCUGGGAUGACUAUAAACAUGGCUUCGGUAACUUUACUGGUCAAUUUUGGCUCGGACUGGACAAGAUAUACCGCCUGACAACAAACAAGACAAAAAACAUACUGCGAAUUGGUCUGGUAAAAGCCACUGGAAAAACUGAUCACGCUGAGUAUGGCUGGUUCGGGAUUGGGAACGAGACAGCUAUGUAUAAGCUGUACAUUGGCAAUGUUACAACAAAUGAAACUGUUUUCUCUGAUUCCCUCGGUCCUCACAGAGAUUUCGUUUUUGGUACCUGGGAUAGGGAUCCUGCCGAUUGCCCUCAAAGAAGAGGCGGUGGCUGGUGGUAUGGUAACAGUAGUGAUUGUGCUGUUUGGUCAAAUCUCAAUGGAAUUUAUCCGCGUGGUAAGAAGGAAAUCAGGGCCAGUAUCUUCUGGGGAAACUUAGAUAAAAGUCCUGAGGGCAGCUCACCCACAUCAACUGAACUAAAAAUUAGACCAGUGGAUUUUUUGUAGAACUUUCUUCAUAAGAGUAUAGUGAUUUUGACUUGGUCUGAUCGUUUGUUUUUGGAGAUGAUAGGCAAUUUAUAACUGGCCCAGUCAUAUCCCUCGUUGAUUACGAUUGAUGAUGAGUGUUCACUUUGCCUUGCCUGAAUUUAAAUAGAUUCCUGUAGGGAAACACAAUCGUAAACUGUUUCCUAGUGUGUACUUUUAUAAACCAUGAUUUAAAAAUUCUACGAGUCAGAAAUUAGAUCGCCUGUUGUCGGAGUUAAACCAAAAUAUCCUUUAAUCUAGUUUUAUUGUAUCUUACUCAGUGAUUUAUACGCGUAUUUAAAUUCUACAUUGAUGGAAUUUUACAUCUACCCAUGCCAAUAGAUGCUGUUUUAAAACAUGAAGGAGUAGUUUCUACGAUAAAUAUUUUACAACGUGCUAAUAAGAAAAAAUGACGACAUAUAGACUCAACCAUAGUCUUUUGGUUUAGAUAUUAAGAAAAUACACCCUGGCAAUUUGCAUUGGUAUCACAACUAUUUGAUUCUUAGCGGAUUUUAUAACAAGGGGAAAGCUACAUCCUAUACAUUCUUUGAAAUGAAAUCAAAAUGAUGUUCUCAUAACUUGCGAAGAAGUUUUCAUAGAUGAAACUUAUUAGCGUAUUGUAGCGUAAGUUUAUAUCUUUGUUUUCCAAUUUUUGCAGUUUUAUCCCUUGUGAUAGUUUUUAAAACUUUAUUUGUUUUUCCGCUAUCAACAGGGUCAAUAAAUCCAUUGAAGAUGAUAUUACAAAAGAAACUUCUAGUUA
Messenger RNA from Stylophora pistillata, 1704 nucleotides. Its product is annotated as angiopoietin-related protein 7. The record is from RefSeq and is a predicted model, not a curated record. NCBI's taxonomy places the organism in Eukaryota, Metazoa, Cnidaria, Anthozoa, Scleractinia, Pocilloporidae.